This is a messenger RNA of Monopterus albus (swamp eel), 3565 nucleotides long. It is a transcript of the gene rnf141, whose product is annotated as ring finger protein 141. Lineage: Eukaryota; Metazoa; Chordata; Actinopteri; Synbranchiformes; Synbranchidae. Gene Ontology annotation, molecular function: ubiquitin-protein transferase activity. Gene Ontology annotation, biological process: protein autoubiquitination. Bases 443 to 1129 code for a protein of 228 amino acids. The transcript is spliced from 7 exons. The record is from RefSeq and is a predicted model, not a curated record.
UCUUUUUCAUGUCACACCAAAUAAACGCCGUUAUUUUUCUCAUCUUUCAGCCAUGGCUUGUUAAAUAGUUAAUUACGUGCAAAGUGUGCGUUAAUGCUACUCCCUGUUAGCCAGCAGCUGUUAAGAAGUGUUUCGUUGAUGCUAAAUCAGGGAGCUAGCUCAUUUAGCUUGUGUUUUAAUUUAAAGUUACUGUAUCCCUGUGUUUAACUAAAUUGUGUUUUAGUCGAGUCGCCUAAGUAUUUGAAAGUCUGCCAUUGACUGCAGUGACUGGUUUAAUAUUUAACGUAGCUCCAACAAUAUCUUACAGAUGUAACAGGGAGUAUUUGCCAAUAAACACCAUAUGAAGAAGCUGCUACGUCUCAUGUUGACGGUUUGGCUCUGCAGAAUUGAAUGAGGUGUGGUGUUCUGCCAGUGUUAUUUUGUAAGGGCUGCUGCGGCCAACAUGGGCCAGCAGAUCUCAGGUCAGGCGGUGAUGACGCAUCUGCCUGAGAAGCUGGUGAAACACAUUGGACUGGUACGUGACAGCGGGUAUCUCACCUAUGAGGAGUUCCUGGCAAGGGUGGCUGAACUUAAUGAUGUUACGGCCAGACUAGCUACUGGACAGCAGAAGCACCUGCUGUUUGAAGUGCAGCCAGGAUCUGAUACGACGGCCUUGUGGAAGGUGGCCGUCAGGAUUUUCUGUACCAAGAUCAACAAGGAGAAUGGUAUGGUGGAAGCAUCACGGAUCAUGAACCUGUACCAGUUCAUCCAGCUGUACCAUGACAUCACCAGCCAGGCUAGCGAGGUGCUGUCUGCAGAGAGCGCCACCGAGGGCCCGUCAGCCCAGCUUCCCUCCACAGACUCCUGCCAGGCCAGCAUGUGGAUGGGCAGAGUGAAGCAGCUGACUGAAGAGGAGGAGUGCUGUAUCUGCAUGGACGGAAAGGCCGACCUCAUCCUGCCAUGCGCACACAGCUUCUGUCAGAAGUGCAUUGAUAAAUGGAGCGGGCAGAGCCGAAACUGCCCUAUGUGUCGCCUGCAAAUGACUGCUGCCAGUGAGUCGUGGGUAAUGUCUGAUUUCCCCACAGGGGAUGAAUUAGCCAGCUACAUCCUCAACCUGGCUGAUGAGGCAGGCCACCCACACAGACCUUGACACACAGCACAGUGAGCCAAAUAGCUGACAAGGAAAAUUGCUCAGUACCAGGUAGUCUUUCACUUCCACAGAUAAGGAGAUUUUUUUUCUGAAAAAGCUAUAAUACAGAAGAAAGCAGCAUGGUUUUCUAUUCCUUAUGUUCUUAGUGACUGGUUCGGAAAAUGAAGGCAGUGGUGCUUUUAUGGGGCCUGUAAUUUCCACAAUUUCCUAAAACUUAGCUUGAAGAAAGGCUUAUGGAAAAGGGGAUGGUGUUAGUUGCUACAAGAUUUUAGGUAAAAAAAAAAAAACUAGGAAAUUAUGUAGUGGGAAAAUUGUUCAGUGUCAAUAUCCCUAGAAUGACUUAACAACAAAAAAGUCAUUUAGAUGUAAAAUCAACCACACUGACUUGCAUAAUUUUACGUCUGGUCUGUGAAAAUUAGGAGAUUAUGAGAAAUGUUUGCUGGAAACCACAGGACCCAUAAAAUAUGAAACCUCAUCUCUUAAGUUGUAAAAAUCCCAGGGUGCUCUUUGUAACCUGUGUAUUGUGGAUGUGGUGCAUUAUGGGAACUGUAUGUUGUCUGAAGUGUAAAUUUACUAUUUGUAGUAAAUGAUAAUCUUUUAAUUAACACAGAAUAACCAAAAGUACAGUUUCUGCAGUAUUGUUUGGGAUGAUUUAACCCCCUAACAAGUUGAAGUUGCCUUUCAUGUGAAUAUGAACUGAAGAUGAGACAAUGGAUGCAAACUAAAGGUAGUUGUAAAAUUUAAACGAAUAGUUGUACAUUUUGGAAAAUGUGCUCAUUUGUUUUCUGUAGAGACUUAAAUGAGAAGAUUGACACCAGUCUCAGUAAAUAUAAAGCCACAGCACACAGACCUGAGAUGGGGAAACAAAACCUGUUUUGUUACCUGAAGGUAACAAAAUCAGCCUGCAGCUUCUAAAGUUCACUGAUUUAACCUGUCCUGUUUAUUUAAUCUGCACAAAAGUCAGAAUGGAAAAAUUAAAGUUCACCUUUGACAAGGGGUUAUGUGCUUGGAUUGAAUUGGGCUAGCUGGUUCAAGUCUUUAUGCUACGCAAACUGACUGCUGGCUCUAGCCUUAUACUGCUUUUACUAUACAGCAUCAAUCUUCUUUACUUUCUACCCACUAAAAUGCAAAUAAGUACAUAUCUCAAAAUGUCCAACUUUUGCACUGGGUGCAAAUCGCACUUACUGGUCAGACUUUAAAGCCAAAUUUCAUUUCCACAUGUAAAGCUGUUCUGUAGUCCGAACAAUGUGACCCUGCAUGUUUCUAUCCUGACGUGACAGUCCUUCAGUCAGGUAAUGUGACCCUGUCAUACACUGAUGCUCUGAUCCAGCUCAGAAACGGACUUGGCGCCCUCUGGUGGCUGUACAGGACUAAUUAGUCUGAUGUGAUUGUAAUGACUUGGCUUCCUGUUGUCUUCUUUAAUGUUGUAAAUAACCACUAUGUGUCAUUUGUGCUGUUCUAAUUAGUGUUACCAAAUAUAUAUAUUUUUAAGAUAAAGAUUAUUUUCAUCUGACUUCGCUAAAAGUAUUCUAGUUUACGUUCCCAAACUGCUACUCGUCUUUGCUUUGCAUGGCUAUUGUUCAAGAUAAUCAAUUUAUUGACAGCUUUCUAGUUACAACCGGUCUCUUGUAGGAUGACAGUUGUGUAGAAUAUAAAACUACAACAUAGUUUUAUUUUAAAUAUGGAUUCUGUCCUAGCUUUCAAAUCCAAGGUAGCACUUCUAGUUGUGGUUGUGUGAAGUGGAUCCUUACUGCAGCAUUUUAUGAAAUGUGAAUAUGCAUUGACCUUGAUUUUUCUUUAAUGAUAUUUUGUUUUAAAGUUGCAGUGAUAUGAAUUGUUCAUUCAUCUUUGCCUUGUGUGACACUUGAGUUAAGCACCUCUGCAUUUGGUAACAUUUACUGUAGAUAUUUUAAGAUGCUUUGUUCCGAGUAUUAGACCAGCCAUUUGCUAAACAGUUUUAAUUUUUGGUUGUCAGUUCUGACCAAUUGCACUUUGAAAUCUGACUGUAGCUUUUGUAGUGUUUGUGCACUACAGCAACAAAUGAUUUGAUCUAUGUGGUGGAUAAUAUUAUCUGACUUUGACUUCAGUUGAUAUGCAGCAUCAGUCUUUCUUCAUCAGAUGUAGCGGGAGUGUUAUAAGAGAACAGUCUGAUUUGGUGGGUGCACGACUACAUGACCCACAUUUAAUAAAAUAAAGUUGUCAUAGCUGAUACUUGAAGAAGGAUAAUUUGUUUAAUUUUGGGUCUAAGGCUGUUUUUUAUAAUAAAUUACAAAAUAGUAUCUUUUUGUUUGUAAAUACUUCUGAACACAAACUGCUGCGUAAUAUGAUGUUGCUACCUAAACGUGAUAACUUUAUCUUAUAGUUCUGCUGAUACAAGUCCUAGCAAAGGCAUUACAUUUACAAAACUGAAUGGAAAGUUGUAUAUCAAAAUUUAUU